UUGUUCUAAUAUUGAAUGUUUAACCUUUUUCAGUCUUCAAUAUGUGGGAUCCACACAUCCAGUGCUCUGGAUAAAUAUGCCAACUGGAAGAUGGUGAAAGAAGUUAGAAAUCGUAAAAUAGUAAAAGAAUUUGCUUUUGAAAGACUGAACAUCAAUGCCAUAAGAAAAGCUAAUAAGAUUAUGCCUCCAGAGAUUGUUGAAAUGGCAGAUGGGGAAAUUGAUGCUCUUCCACGAGACUCAAGCAUUUCUAGGUUGCAUAAAAGAUGUGCUAUUACAUCUAGACCAAGAGGACUUGUAACAAGGUGGCGUCUAUCUCGUAUUGUGUGGCGACAUGAAGCAGAUUAUAACAAACUAUCUGGGGUGCAGAGAGCUAUGUGGUAACCUGUGGACAUGCAUUUAUACCUGGAAAUUAUAUGAAUUUAUGCCAUGUUGUAAGUUUUGAACAAUAUCCUUUGCAAGUUGUAGAUUUUUAUUUCUAGAAUGUACUAGAAAUUUUUGCAAUUUAGCAGUGUUUAAUUUACAAUUUAUUACCAUUUUUACCAUGAAUAUUUGAAAGUCAAAAGACACUUGUUUUAGUGAGUUCAUCAAAAUAACUUUUCACUGCUAAUUGCAAGGUUAGGGUGGCUGGAAAGUAAUGUGUAAAUAUAUUGCUCAUGUUAAU
Messenger RNA from Macrobrachium nipponense, 661 nucleotides. RefSeq names its product small ribosomal subunit protein uS14m-like (gene mRpS14). Gene Ontology annotation, biological process: translation. Lineage: Eukaryota; Metazoa; Arthropoda; Malacostraca; Decapoda; Palaemonidae. Gene Ontology annotation, molecular function: structural constituent of ribosome. The record is from RefSeq and is a predicted model, not a curated record. Gene Ontology annotation, cellular component: ribosome; mitochondrial small ribosomal subunit. Bases 16 to 381 code for a protein of 121 amino acids. The transcript has 3 exons.